Molecule: messenger RNA, 5131 nt
Organism: Anas platyrhynchos (mallard)
Lineage: Eukaryota; Metazoa; Chordata; Aves; Anseriformes; Anatidae
Gene: PLA2G15
Product: phospholipase A2 group XV
Biological process (GO): lipid metabolic process
Source: RefSeq, a predicted model, not a curated record
GCCGCCGGCCGGCGCUAGGCUCCUCCCGCGCUCGGGAGGGAGCUCUGUCCUCAGCAUCCUCCUCCUGCUGCUGCUCUGCCCCGGUGGCGACUGCCUGCCGAGACGCCGGCCCGUGGGGCCGCCCGUGGUGCUGGGGUAAAUGCUGAACAAGAACUUCAGAAGGCACUGUUUAUCUGUCAAGCCCAUCACGUACAAACUCACAGUUCUCCACAGGCAGGCGGCUGAGCUAACUGAGAGGAUGCAGAUUUGCAAGAAGAUUUGCCGCAAGAAGAAGCGGAAAAAGGAUUUCAUAAGAGUCUGGAGUUAAAAUCUGAACACAAGUCCUCUGACUGCUGUCUCUGAAGGCUAGAAGCAAUCUUUUAUGCUGUCUCUCCACUCUGUAACACUGGAUUUCAGCAAUAAGCUUUGGCACUUCAGUGCAAGCUUCCUGAUGAAGAGGACAGUUUUAGUUGCCCAAUAUUCAACUCUAGUUCCGGGGGACUUAGGUAAUCAGCUGGAGGCAAAAUUAGAUAAGCCAUCAGUAGUGCACUAUCUCUGCUCUAAGAAGACCGACAGCUAUUUUACACUGUGGCUGAAUUUAGAAUUGCUCCUGCCUGUCAUCAUUGACUGCUGGAUUGAUAAUAUCAGGCUGGUGUAUAACAGAACAAGUAAGGUAACGGAACCACCAGAUGGAGUGGAUAUCAGAGUCCCAGGCUUUGGGCAGACGUUUUCUUUGGAAUUUCUUGACCCAAGUAAAAGGAGUGUUGGCAGCUACUUCUAUAUGCUGGUGCAGAGUUUAGUAGACUGGGGCUACACACGUGAUGAAGAUGUAAGAGGAGCACCUUACGACUGGCGAAAGGCACCAAAUGAGAAUGGAGACUAUUUUGUGGCCCUUCGCAAGAUGAUAGAGUUAAUGUAUGAGCAGUAUGGAAGUCCUGUUGUUUUAAUUGCCCACAGUAUGGGUAACAUGUACACCCUGUACUUCCUAAACCAUCAGACUCAGGAAUGGAAAGACAAGUACAUAAAGGACUAUGUGUCAUUAGGUGCUCCCUGGGGAGGAGUGGCUAAAACUCUCCGUGUGCUGGCUUCAGGUGACAACAACAGAAUACCUGUCAUCAGUUCACUCAAGAUUCGAGAUCAGCAGCGAUCAGCGGUUUCCACAAAUUGGAUGCUCCCCUACAACUACACAUGGCCUCCAGAUAAGGUCUUCGUAACCACACCUACGGCCAACUAUACCCUUCGGGAUUACCAAAAAUUCUACAGGGACAUCAAUUUUGAAGAUGGCUGGCUCAUGAGACAAGACACUGAACCCUUGGUCUACCAGAUGAAACCACCUGGUGUGCGCAUACACUGUCUUUAUGGUACUGGCGUAGAAACACCAGAUUCCUUCCAUUAUGAAAGUUUUCCUGACAAAGAGCCCAAGAUCAUUUACAGUGAUGGGGAUGGUACAGUAAACUUGCAGAGUGCCUUGCAAUGUCAAAAGUGGGUGGACAUGCAAAAACAGAAAGUGGUGGUAUUUGAGCUUUCAGGAAAUGAGCACAUUCAAAUGCUAUCAAAUGAUACUACUAUCUCUUAUGUGAAAAAGCUGCUUUUUAAUUUGUGAUACCUUGUGUUGACAAUUAUUUUCCUCACCUGUGAUGCCUUCCCUUAAGUAAGGGAAAUGCCUUUUAAUCCCUUGGUAUUUAGUUAUUUGAAUUAUUUAUUUUGUUUUUUUUUUUUUAAGGUUGUGUUCAAGAAGUUGGUUCGUGUCCUAAAUGGUUGUCUCUGAUGUAUGUUCAUGAUGCUUCAUGGUGUUUUCAUAUUCUGAAAACCUGGUCAAAUAUGCAUUUUGGUGCCUCCAGUAUUGUGUCCAGUAUUCAUACAGACCUUCAUUUGGAGAUUGUGCAGCCCCUUGCACGUACUACAUGAUUUCUCCUUUGUGUGGCCUUCUAGGGUUAGGAGUAGGAGGGCUGGGAAGGAUUGCAAUCUGACUCCCAUGAAACAAGGGAAGGAUAUUAAUAACUUGAGAAGCACAGCAAAUUCCUUCUAAAGGGUCUUGCAUAUUCUGAUCCAUAGUUCCCACUGCCUUAGUUUGUAAAUGUACAUAUCUACUAGGUAAGAUAGACAAGAGGUCUGCCAGAUACUGGAUGACCUUUUGUCAUAUCCAGCCUUUCUUUUGUUACAGCUUCUUGGGGAAAGAUAAUGUGUUAAUUAUUUUAAGGUUCUCAUCAGGUACCUUUUUUCUUAAGAGGAAAAGUUGUUUGCUUAUUGACUUCUAGAGCCUAAUGAUUUAAUCAGGAAUCUGAGGAUUAUUAUCCUGGUGCAUUAUUAUCCAUGAAGGAAAGAAGUUCAGCUGUGGCUGGGGCUUGCAAUACCCUUCUUUAGCUGUGUAAAUUCUUUAGCAUGUAAAGUAAAGCUAAUACAAUUGAGUGCAGGCAAACAAUACAUACAGUGCAGAAUUGCACUUCAGGUUGCAAAAGAUCUCCAGUAGUGGAAAUGAUAAUGGAUGGUGGGCAUUCAUUAAAAUGGAAGAUGAAAUAGGGCAUGGAGUGGAAGCCAGUGUAGCACUAGUAUAAAAUACAAGCCUUGUUCUCAAAUACUUAAGCUCUUAUUCAGUUACUGGACAAGCAGUGGUUGGAUCAAUGUUGCCCUCAGUUGAAAAGGAACUUCAAACUUCAAAACACGAUCUAUGGGAACUGAAUUUGAGUUAUAUAAUUGCUGUUUUAAGAAGUUGAGAUCUCAAUUUCUGUUCCUUAACUGUUUAGAUAAUUGCCAAACAUGCAACUCUGUUACUACAGUACUGUUUUAUUCAGUGUUUAGAAAAAAUAUUUCAGCUUUGAACUACACAAAUGAUGGCAUAAAGGCCAUGGUAUUUAUAACCUUGAUUAUAGAAGUCCCACUGGAAAAAUGUCACUGGAAGAUUCUUCUUGCUUGCUUUAAAACUAGCCACCCAGUUGGACUCUAUUUAGUUCUCAGAAAACAACUUUGAAUGCUUUCAAAAUGCUACGUCUUCCAGGAAAAAGGAGUUCUAAAAACUCAUGAGAAGCAUUAAGGAUUCACUACUUAUGAAACUGAAGUUCUCUGAAGGGUAAACUUUAACUAUUUUUGUAGCAUGCAUAAAAUGCCUACUACCAUCAAAUAUAAGAAGAAGGUAUGUUGAAAUGACAGGUUUGAACUCUUAUUACCGUAGGAAAUAUUUUUGGCACAGGAAGUAGGUUUAAAGCUUUAAAUUUAAUUUCUGAAAUGAUUUGUAAAUCCAGAACAACUCCAGCUAGGGUCAUGGAUAAGCUAAAUAUCUUCCUAGGAUUCUAACUUGCUUCUGUAGCUUCACUUUUCCCCUGCGUUUUUCCCUGUUACUUUGGUUGAGGGAGAAGACACUUUUCUGAUGUUAAAAAUGGAACGUGUAUCUUGUCAUCAGUUGCCUGGGAACCUAUAUUUCAGCAGCUAUAUUGUCUGGACUUCUCCAGAGAAACUACUGUGCUGUCCCGAGCCACUUAAAAUUGGUUACUGCUGAAAUGAGGAGGGGUGGGAAGCAGGCAGCACACAAGUCCUUCAGCCAAGUGUUCUACUUUGUGCAGGGCUGUCAGCUGGUUAAGCUUCAGGCUUGUGUUCCAAGACUGCUCAAAGAUGAAGCUCUUCCUUGUGGUCUGACUCAAUUUGUGAAUAAAUUGAUAUGUUACUGGUUUGCAACAGAAAGAAAUUAGGCAACAGUUUUUCACAAUUUAUUUCUUGCUGAAGUAGAAUGCCUGUCAAUAAGCACUUGAAUGAGUGGAGUUGGAGGCUGUAUUGCAGGCCACCAACAUCAGCACCAAGGGCUGAGAAAUGAGAAAGGAACGUAGGCAGACAGUUCUUAACCUCAUCUGGAGAAUGUAUCUAAGUUUCAUUUAGCUCCUUACCUGUUUAAUUAAUCACAUUCUCAGUCUCAUACGAAGAGUUUAGCUUGAAGUUCCAAAAUAUGUUGUUCUAGAAGAUGCUUUUCAAAUUUUAAUUUCUUUUGGGUACAAAAUUCUUUUCUAGUUUUUGGGAUCUAAUAUUGUUUCUGAAAUCAGUUGACUACAUCUCUUGACCUGAAGACUUGUAAACCAUUAAUCUAUAUCCUUAGCUUUCCAUUAGUGGACAAGUCCAAUAGUGUCUGUGCUUGUGUCUUGUUAGCUAUUCUGGUAAAAAUGAUGAAUAUGAAAGUUUUUCAGGCCUUGGUUUUGGCUUUCUAUUUGUUACUAUGAAAUAUUGUCUGAGAAUGUGCAGACUUAGCACAAGCACAGUGCUUCUGAGUUUGAUCUGAUGGUUCUGCAGACUGUAGCUCUGUUUUACGUUCAGAACCUCUGAUUUUUUUUCUGCCAAACUAUCUUCAGCCCUUUAAUUUUCUGUUUCUUGCAUAUUGGGAUAGACUUGUGGCUGUGAAAUGAAUGCAGCAAGCUACAUUACUCUAAUCACUGAAACUGAACAACUUCACUCAGCCCUUUGAGAAGUGCUUACUCAGGCAUAUUCCUCUACAAGGCAAGAGUAUUCAGCAUUCUUCAUAGGCUUGCUACCGCCAUGUAGCACUUGAGCAUUCUAGAUUUUUGUAAGAAGAAUUACAUCUUAAAGGGAAGAGGGGAAUGUGAAAGUUCCUUAAGAGGAGUAAUUCUGGUGCUUUGCCACAUUGCACAGUUGAAAACUUUGAUUCUACUGACAUGUCUUUGUUACACUGAACACAUAUGGAUCAUGUCUCUCUCUUUCCAUAACUUCUACUAGGUUUUAUUCUUCCAGAAUAUUUUCAGAAACCAAAAAUAGUCUUGAGGACCAAAUGUGUUUAUUUUUGACAAUGUAUAGAAAAUGCUGAAGGGACUUUCAGCUGUCGUUGUAAUACUUCUGAAGUGGCUCAGAGUCACUAUGUGAUUCUGUUUAAAACACAGAAGGCUUCAACAACUAGCAAUAAUUGCAAAGGACUUGCAGACCAAAGGAAGGAAUGUUUGAUAUUAAGGUAGUUCUUGGAGCACAGUGUGUUCGAGGCCCUUGUAAAUUCAGGGAAUGUUUGGCAAUGACUUUGCUGCUCUACAUUUAACAGUAUUUUGUAUGGAACAUAUUCUGAGACCUAACAUUUUAUAUGCCCUUUUUGUGUAUGAAUGCGGUCAAUAGAUUUUGAAUAUUUUACUGUUAUACUUUGAUAACAUAAUAAAGUUGAUCUAAUACA